Molecule: messenger RNA, 576 nt
Organism: Cooperia oncophora
Lineage: Eukaryota; Metazoa; Nematoda; Chromadorea; Rhabditida; Trichostrongylidae
Source: the annotation of a GenBank genome assembly
AUGCUCACAAACGAUGCACAAAGUCGUAUCGAUGACCAUCUCAGUGGAAAGCUCCACAUUGCCUAUACAAGAAUUAAAGACCAAAUCGACUUGAUGGUGAAAGCUAGAGAAGAAAAGAAACUUCAGCUAGAGAAAGAAAGGACAAAGGAUAAAGAUGACAAUUCACGCCGAUCGCGAAGUCGUGACCGUGAUGGAAGAGAUCGACGUUCAGACGAUCGGAGGGGGUCAGACCGACGGGAUCGCCGCGACAGGAGCCGGUCACGCGACCGCAGGGAAUGCAACGAAUUCGCCGGACCAAUGGCCAGAAUCGCACAAAGCACAUUACAUACGUCAUCGAAUUUGAACGAAUGCACGAAAAUGCGCAACUGGCAGCAAAUGCCGACCCGCACGCAACAUGCAGAAAUGAGGAAACUGGAUAACGUGCGGAAAUUGCAAAACGCCACUGACGUCUUCAUGCUCUUCAUUCCGUUUCGGUAUUUCAAUCUCAUCUCUUUGUUUGUCAAGGGUCAUUGGACCGAGCACCCACAUACAGCGGAGAAGAGCUCGAUCUGGUAUUUACACUUAUUUCUUUUUUGA